Molecule: messenger RNA, 858 nt
Organism: Miscanthus lutarioriparius
Lineage: Eukaryota; Viridiplantae; Streptophyta; Magnoliopsida; Poales; Poaceae
Source: the annotation of a GenBank genome assembly
AUGGCAGCCAUUCUGCCUAGGACCGUCCGCAGGGCGGUGGAGGCGGCGCUGUCACUACACUCCGUGCCGCCGCGCCCCGCCUGCCACUUUGCUCGGUACCUGGGCGGCGUAUCCUCUGCUUGCAGCAAUCCUGGCACUGCUUCAGUGGAGUUCUUGCCGUGGCACAAUGGCGGGGGCAUCCUGCACCGGGCAGCGUUCGUUGACCCCACCGCUGUGGUGGAGCCCGGAGCGGUCGUGCACUCCGGUGCUGUCCUUGGUAGAGAGGUCGUUGUUGGUUCUGGAGCCGUGGUUGGGCCUUCAGUUUCCAUUGGGCAUUCAACUAGGAUCGGGUACAAUGCUGUCUUAAGCAAUUGCUCGGUGGGUGAGUUCUGUAUUAUCCACAAUGGAGCUUCGAUUGGUCAAGACGGUUUUGGUUUUUUUGUGGAUGAGGCUGGACAGGUUAAGAAGAAACCACAGAUGCUGUACGCAAGAAUUGGAGACCAUGUAGAAAUAGGCGCAAACACGUGCAUUGACAGAGGCAGCUGGAGAGAGACAAUGAUCAGAGAUCAUACCAAGAUUGAUAAUCUGGUCCAGAUAGGCCACAAUGUGGUAAUCGGAAAGUGCUGCAUGAUAUGUGGGCAAGUAGGGAUUGCUGGUUCUGCAACACUGGGGGACUAUGUUACAUUGGGCGGUAGAGUGGCAAUUCGAGACCAUGUCUCCAUUGUAUCAAAGGUUCGACUGGCAGCUAAUAGCUCGGUGACAAAGGAUAUUCAGGAGCCUGGUGACUAUGGUGGAUUCCCCGCUGUACCGAUAACUGAAUGGCGCCGGCAAACUGCAAAUCUGCGGCUGUUCUCAAAGAAAGAUGGCGUGAAGAGAUAG